UCACCUAAAAAAAUAUUCUUGUGAAUAUCUUUUUUAAGAACCUUUAUUUUAAAGUAAGGUUUAUAUGCUCAACAAUGUCACCUUAGCUCUUAUAUAAACAAGGAAAGGAAAACAAGCACUAACCAACACAAACAUUGUAACAACAUCACUCUCAUCCACCAAAACACAAUAACAAUGUCUUCAUCAUCUUCUCUUCCUUUCCUAUUUCCUCAAACUCAUUCAACAGUCCUCCCAAACCCUUCAAACUUCUUCUCACAAAACCUACUAUCCACACCCCUCCCUACAAACUCUUUCUUCCAAAACUUUGUUCUCCACAAUGGUGACACACCUGAAUACAUUCACCCUUACCUCAUCAAAUCCUCAAACUUUUCCCUCUCUAUUUCCUACCCUCUUCUCCUCUUUUCAGCAACAAUGUUGUACCAAGUUUUUUCACCAGAUCUCACAAUUUCAUCCUCACAAAAAUCUCACACAAACACAACAAAAAACCAUGUUAUCUCAUCAUAUAGUGAUCUUGGUGUGACUCUUGACAUUCCCUCUUCAAAUCUAAGAUUCUUUUUAGUUAGAGGAAGCCCUUUUAUAACUGCUUCAGUUACAAAACCAACCUCACUUUCAAUCACAACACUUCAUAACAUAGUUUCUUUGUCUUCUUUCGACGACAAAAACACCAAACAUACCCUUCAACUUAAUAACACUCAGAAAUGGAUCAUAUACACUUCUUCACCAAUAAAAUUCAACCAUGAUGGUUCUGAGAUUGUAUCCAAUCCAUUUUCCGGUAUAAUCCGUAUCAUAGUCAUUCCUAAUACCAAAUUUGAGAAAAUUCUUGAUAAAUUCAGCUCUUGUUACCCUGUCUCUGGUGAUGCAAACAUCAAGAAUAAAUUUCAUUUGGAGUAUAAAUGGCAAAAGAAAUGUUCUGGUGAUUUACUCAUGCUAGCUCACCCUCUUCAUGUUAAGCUUCUAUCACAAAGUAAUAAUGUUAAUGUUACUGUUUUGCAUGAUUUGAAGUAUACAAGUGUCGAUGGUGAUCUCGUUGGUGUUAUCGGAGAUUCAUGGAUAUUGGAAACUGAUCCUGUUAAUGUAACAUGGUAUUCUAGUAAAGGUGUUACAAAAGAAUCACAUGAUGAGAUUGUUUCGGCUCUUGUUAAAGAUGUGAAGGAGCUGAAUUCUUCAGCAAUAACAACAAAUGGAUCUUAUUUUUAUGGUAAGAUUGUUUCAAGAGCUGCAAGGUUUGCAUUGAUAGCUGAAGAAGUAUCUUACCCUAAAGUGAUUCCAAUUAUCAAGAAUUUUUUGAAGGAAACUAUUGAGCCAUGGUUGAAUGGAACUUUCAAAGGGAAUGGUUUCUUGUAUGAAAAAAAAUGGGGUGGAUUAGUUACUAAACAAGGGGUUAAUAAUUCAGUUGUUGAUUUUGGUUUUGGAAUUUAUAAUGAUCAUCAUUAUCAUUUAGGUUAUUUUCUUUAUGGAAUUGCUGUUCUUGCAAAGAUUGAUCCAUUUUGGGGACAAAAGUAUAAACCACAAGCUUAUUCACUUUUGCAAGAUUUUAUGAACUUGGGCCAAAGGGAUAACAAAAACUAUCCAACUUUAAGGUGUUUUGAUUUUUUCAAGUUGCAUUCUUGGGCUGCAGGAGUGACUGAAUAUGAAAAUGGAAGGAAUCAAGAAAGUUCAAGUGAAGCAGUGAAUGCAUAUUAUUCAGCAGCAUUGAUAGGUCUAGCAUAUGGCGACAAAGAUCUUGUCGCCAUUGGAUCAACGCUUUUAGCGUUGGAAAUCAAUGCUACACAAACUUGGUGGCAUGUGAAAGUUGAAAAUAAUUUGUAUGGAGAAGAGUUUGCAAAAGAAAAUAGGAUUGUUGGUAUUUUGUGGGCUAAUAAGAGAGAUAGUAAACUUUGGUGGGCUCCUUCUGAAUGUAGAGGGUGUAGGGUUAGUAUCCAAGUUAUGCCUUUGUUGCCUAUUACUGAGUCUUUGUUUAAUGAUGGUGUUUAUGCUAAGGAGCUAGUGGAAUGGACACUCCCUUCUUUGAAGAAUGACACAAAUGAUGAUAGAUGGAAAGGGUUUAUCUAUUCUUUGCAAGGAAUUUAUGAUAAAGAAAAUGCAUUGAAGAAGAUUAGAAUGUUGGAAGGUUUUGCUAAUGGAAACUCAUUCAGUAAUCUCUUAUGGUGGAUCCAUAGCAGAUGAGGAAUGUUGCACAAAAUCAAUAUGUACGGGUCAUGCGACGCUUUUUAUCAUUUUCAAAAUGAGCCUAAUAUCAAGAUCCAAGGCUAUGUGGCCGACAAUCUAUGUAAAUAAAAAAUACGAAUAAACAGACGAGUAUUUCGGUGAA
Molecule: messenger RNA, 2311 nt
Organism: Medicago truncatula (barrel medic)
Lineage: Eukaryota; Viridiplantae; Streptophyta; Magnoliopsida; Fabales; Fabaceae
Product: probable endo-1,3(4)-beta-glucanase ARB_01444
Exons: 1
Coding region: 175-2166 (663 amino acids)
Molecular function (GO): endo-1,3(4)-beta-glucanase activity
Source: RefSeq, a predicted model, not a curated record